UAAAUAAUAAACAAAGCCGAUCGCCCCUCGACUGAGGGAUACUUUUAUCAGCCUCAAUUAUCGCACUUAUCGGCGCGGCCCACAAGUGUUAGGGUUCAUGUAGUGCGAUCAGCUGCUUGAGGUUUCCCGUGUGUCUACGAUUAGAAUUUUAACUUUGCCUCUGUUCUAUCCUAGUAAAGUAGGUAGGAAGUGGACGUUCAUAUCGGAUCAGAAUGAUUCUGAAUGACACACUUUCGUUAUCAGUUUUGGUCAACAACGACGAUGUGUUGUGAAUACCAGAGGCAACAAUGACCUUCUUAUAAAUAUAAAAGUAAAUGCAAAAUUGGUCCUAGCCUUCAGUUCAAUUGUACAUUUGCUUACUCUGUCUUCAUUCAAGUGCUCUGUGUUUCGUAUCCGUGCCUAGUGAAUGGUGUAGUGCAUAGUCCAGCAAUUGGAAGAAUCUCAACUAUUUCUGCCAAAACGCAUACCUAUUUGUGUUCGUUUUGAUAAAACCCAAUUAAUAGGCACUCAACAGCUCAAUAAAAACUGUCAUAUCUUAUCACAUCGCAAGUAAUAAUCUGGAAUACCACAUUACUGUGAUUUUGUAAGCCAUUCGCUACUGUGAACUGUGAUAUUGAAACACACAAAGGAAUGAACUCCGAGAGUAGAUUAACCCAGUUCCGAAACUGCCGGCUGCUGCGAAAUCAUCAAUUGGUGCGAGAUGACCUGUGGGUUCGCAAUGGCAAAAUAAUCAACCCGGAAAAGGUAUUCUUCGACGAAAAACGACAAGCUCAUGUGCAGAUUGAUUGUAAGGGAGCGAUUUUGGCGCCAGGUUUCAUCGAUUUGCAAAUCAACGGAGGAUAUGGUGUGGAUUUCUCCAAUGACAUUUCAACAGUCGAGCAAGGUGUUGCCAAAGUAUCAAAAGGUCUGCUAUCACAUGGUGUCACUUCCUACUGUCCAACGUUGGUCACUUCACCUCCUGAAACAUAUCACACUGUGCUGCCAAAAAUCUCCAAAAAACCUGGCGGUCACCAUGGUGCUACUAUCUUGGGGUGUCACGUAGAAGGUCCCUUUAUCAACAGUAGCAAGAAGGGAGCUCAUCCACAAGAAUGCAUAAAGGAAUUCGAUCAGGGCUUCCAAACGCUGCUGGAUAUGUACGGCUCGCUGGAAAACGUUUGUAUUGUUACUCUCGCGCCGGAGAAGGAAGGCGCAUCGGAAGUGAUUCGCGAAUUGAGCAAUCGUGGCAUCACUGUGUCGGUCGGCCACUCGAUGGCUAAUCUUCGCGAUGGCGAAGUUGCGGUGCAGCAUGGAGCUAAGCUUAUAACGCACCUGUUCAAUGCAAUGCUACCGUUCCAUCAUCGCGAUCCUGGGCUGGUUGGUCUGCUAACGACGGAUAACAUCCCAGCGGACACCCUAGUUUACUAUGGCAUUAUCUCCGACGGAGUUCACACCCACCCUGCGGCUCUGCGGAUCGCCUACAAAACCCAUCCCGAGGGGCUGAUUCUGGUUACCGAUGCCAUUUCUGCAAUGGGCCUAACGGAAGGUAGACACCGGAUUGGACAGAUGGAUAUCGAGGUUCGUCGUGGUCGAGCUUAUGUCGCCAACACGGAUACCCUAUGCGGAAGCAUCGCACCGAUGGAUGAAUGCAUUAGGUUUUUCAAGAAAGCCUCGAAUUGCUCUAUCGAAUACGCAUUGGAAGCCGCGUCGUUGCAUCCUGCCAAAUGCUUAGGAAUUGAGAAGCAGAAGGGCACGCUUGAGUAUGGAGCCGAUGCAGAUUUUGUUAUUUUGGAUGAUUCGUUGAACGUGUUUACCACAUGGAUCGCCGGAGAAUGUGUUUACGAGAACGUGGCUUUGUUAUCGCUAAAGUUGGAUGCAAACUAUCGAACAAAUCAUAUAGUCUGAAAAAAUAUUAGUCACGCCUAGUCGUCAAGGAUGGGAACACUCACUUGCAAAGAAUUACACUCACUUGCUAUUUUCUCAGCUCAGAAGCGUGCAAUCAAAAAACGUUGUAUGGACGACUUUUGCCUUGUGAUUUGGUCUAAAAGUUUGCCGAAUAGAGAAGGGGUCGCACACGCGUACCAAAGUCGUGAGGGCGCUGCGAAACCAACUCUCCACGAGGUGAAUGUAAAUUACACUCACCUCAUGAAGAGUCGCUUUCAUAGCUCUGUGACUACUUUGGUAUGCGCGUGCGACCCCUACUCUAUUCGGCAAUCUUUUAGACCAAAUCACAAGGCAAAAGUCGUCCAUACAUCGUUUUAUGAUUGCACGCUUCUGAGCUGAGAAAAUAGCAGGUGAGUGUAACUCUUUGCAAAUGAGUGUUCCCAUCCCUGCUAGUCGUUAUAUGCGAAUCAAUGACGGAAACCUCGCGUAUGGUCGCGUAUGCAUUUUAAAAUAAUCACAUACCUAUGAAUCAUUUUUACGUAUAUCAUUGGUUGAGCGAAAAAACUAUUUUUACGGAGAAAAGCUUAAUAUUCAGAAUACGUCAUUAGUCAAGAAAAGUGUAAAGUGUAAGGUUUACUCUUCUUGGUAUCUUCUUCUUUUACGUUGCGAAACGUACCAGAUCUCCAGUUAGCCUUGUGGAUAAGGCUUGGGAUCGUCAAUUCCGGAGACGGUGGAUUCAAUUUCCGUUCUGGUCUUGCCUCACAACGUACAAAUUCAUGCAAUGGCAGGCAAAAAAGCCCUUCAAUUAAUAAUUGCGGAUGUGCUCAAAGAACACCAAGUUUUGGUGUGAACUUAGAGCCACAAAGAAGAAGAAAAACGUAC
Aedes albopictus (Asian tiger mosquito) is the source of this 2742-nucleotide messenger RNA. Its product is annotated as N-acetylglucosamine-6-phosphate deacetylase. The coding region runs from base 631 to 1881 and encodes 416 amino acids. Gene Ontology annotation, biological process: N-acetylglucosamine catabolic process. The record is from RefSeq and is a predicted model, not a curated record. NCBI's taxonomy places the organism in Eukaryota, Metazoa, Arthropoda, Insecta, Diptera, Culicidae. Gene Ontology annotation, molecular function: N-acetylglucosamine-6-phosphate deacetylase activity. The transcript has 5 exons.